This is a messenger RNA of Danio rerio (zebrafish), 1365 nucleotides long. RefSeq names its product F-box protein 44, tandem duplicate 1 (gene fbxo44.1). Gene Ontology annotation, cellular component: cytoplasm. The record is from RefSeq and is marked validated. Lineage: Eukaryota; Metazoa; Chordata; Actinopteri; Cypriniformes; Danionidae.
GGCAAAAAGUGGGAGGAGCCUCAACCACGGCAACCAGCAACUUCCUGACAUCGGAUCAGACGCAAAUAAACAUACUUUCGUUUUUCGACUUCUCGGUAGAGACGAACCUUCAAGAACUAUAUCCGGAUACCAGAAACGUGUUGUCUGUGACUAAUGAAAAUUUUAAACCGCGAAGUGGUUUACGUAACCGAUUUUGUCAACAUCAGUUGGUAACGUAGUGAGUCGUCAAGACGCUCCAGUGCUAGAAGUGAUCCAGUUUUCCAGAAACAUACCUGACACAUAACUAAUGCCAAGGUCCAGACGAGUAAAGGUGUCUCAUAAAAGACAAAUGGCACAUCCCAAAACAAGAAUGGGUCAAUUGGACAGCAAGCAUAUACAUACUGCUUCGGGGAGACGCAGAUCAGACGCAUUCACAUGUGUGGUGCCAGAUGUUCCUCUAGCUGUGGUUGAGGAGAUCUUGCUGAACCUGCCCGCUCAACAGGUGGUCCAAGUGUGUCGUCUGGUGUGUCCUGAGUGGAAAGAGCUGGUGGACAGCUCUGCACACUGGAAAGAGCGCUGUCGGAGAGAGGGGAUUCAACCCUGUGAUGCUUCCAGACCCCCAAAGGACUGGUGUCAGUUUUACUUUAUAACUAAGAAACGACGUAACCUGAUCAAGAAUCAUAAAGCUGAUGAAAAAUUUGCAGGAUGGACGAUUGUACACAAUGGAGGUGACAACUGGAAAUCAGAGGAAAAUAGGAAACCAUUUCCAGAUGUCACUGUCACCAAAUGUUUUGUCACAUCUUAUGGGUUAUGUUUAAAGCAACAGCUGAUUGAUUUGCAGAAAGAAGGCUACAGUGCUGCUUUUAUGGAUCAGGUGCAACCUCACAUUAAAAUCUCAGACUGGUAUGGACCACGUUUUGAUUGUGGGUGUAAGUAUCAGAUCUGUGUGGAGCUGCUUGAUCAGAAGAAGGAGCCAAUCGAUACCUUUCAGCCUGAGAAAGUGGUCUUUGAACAGUGGAAUGAUGAGCCAUGGUGUCAAAUGACUCAUGUCUUCAAGGAUUAUGGACCUGGUGUUCGGUUUAUCAGUUUUACCCAUGGUGGGAGGGACACUCAGUUCUGGGCAGGUCAUUAUGGAAUAAGAAUCACUAACAGUAGUGUGGAGAUCUGCCCAGCUGCAGAGAAAGAGUCAUUUCCUGCAUGAUUAUUUUAUACAUUACUAAGUUCAGCAGGCACAAAAGUACCAUUCAGUUGAGGUAUUCUAACGAUCUAUAUGAAUUCAUCUGUAUGUCCUGCUUAUGAAGUACAUAAUUAAUUAAGUGCAAUACAUACAUCUAUAAAUAAACAAUGUUGUUGCCUUUAAAAUGUAAAUAAAUAAAUUUUGAACUA